UGUAUUUGUGACUGAUCACACCAUGGCUGAGCAGGAGAUCCAGAAGAUUGGAGACAAACUCCUGUCCAUCAGGGGCUUCGUCUUUCCUGAAAGCAACAAGGAGAUUCUCACGCCGCAGUACAUGGACAGUCUGAAGACGUUCCAGAUCAGAGACGAUGAUGUGUAUGUCAUUACUUUUCCUAAAUCAGGUACGGUUUGGACUCAGCGCAUUGUGACGCUGCUGUAUGAGGAUGAUUUUCCAGAGGCUGUGGAUCAGACUUCAUACGACCGUAUGCCAUGGCUGGAGAUGUCCGAGAAGGGGCAGGACUAUACCACUCGCCGAUCCCCACGCCUAUUCUGCUCUCACCUCCCGGAGCGCCUCGUUCCUCAUGGCUUACAGGGGAAAGGAAAGAUCAUCUAUGUGAUGAGAAACCCCAAAGACAUCAUGGUGUCCUACUUCCACUUCUCUCACUACAUGAAGAUUUUAGAGAGUUCAGAGACGUAUAACGAGGCGAUGGAGAAAUUCUUCAUUGGGCGGAUGGUCGGUGGCUGCUGGUUUGAUCACAUUAAAGGCUGGUACACGAACAAGGACAAAUACAACAUCCUGUUCCUCAGAUACGAGGAGAUGAUCAGGGACCUAAGAGGUGCCGUGGUGAAGAUCUGUGAGUUUUUGGGGAAGAAUGUGUCGGAUGAGGUCAUCGACAGAGUGGUGGAGAAAACGAGCUUCAACAACAUGAAGAAAGACCCGAAAGCAAACUACGCAUCACUACCUGAUGAUGUUGUAGAUUCUGGGAAAGAUGGUUUUCUCCGCAAAGGUACAGUGGGAGACUGGAAGAACUCUCUGAAGGUGGCACAGAAUGAACACUUUGACCGUGUUUAUCAAGAACGAAUGAAAGACCUGCCACUGGACUUUGUUUGGGACAUCACUGAUCUACACACAUAACACACACACACACACACACACACACACACACACACACACACACACACACACACACACAGUAACCUUAAAUCAUGCAGGUACUCCCACUGGAAAUGAAAUAAAUAUAAAAGAUCAGAAUUUGAAGAAAUUAGAAUUUUUACAUGAAUGAUGUGAAUUUAUCUUUAUGUUUAGAUCCACAGAACAAAAUGUAUUUAAAUGUAUAUUUAUGAAAUUAUUGUGAUUUUCUCAAACACAGAAAACAAACACAAUCAUCA
This is a messenger RNA of Clarias gariepinus (North African catfish), 1176 nucleotides long. Its product is annotated as amine sulfotransferase-like. NCBI's taxonomy places the organism in Eukaryota, Metazoa, Chordata, Actinopteri, Siluriformes, Clariidae. Gene Ontology annotation, biological process: sulfation. Gene Ontology annotation, molecular function: sulfotransferase activity. The record is from RefSeq and is a predicted model, not a curated record. The transcript is spliced from 6 exons. Gene Ontology annotation, cellular component: cytoplasm. The coding region runs from base 23 to 922 and encodes 299 amino acids.